AAUAAUUAGUGUUUGUUUUUAUAAUAACAAUAAUAAUAACAAAAGAGAAAAGAGAAUUUAUAUAAAAAUUAAAAAUAAAACGUUGAGAGUAAAAAAAAAAAUUAACAACUCGUUGUCAUUAUUGGAAUUUUAUAGUCAGUUGUAUGUUGUAUUAUUUUCUGUCUUUGUUAAUAAUAAUUUUGUGAAAUAUAAAUAAAUAAAUAUGCAAGUUAUACGUGUUAAAAAAAAUUUUCAACAAGGCGAUUAUCGUGAACUCAUGAAGAUUCUUAAAUAACAAUUAUUAAAAUAGUUUAAAUUAAAAUAAUAAUAAUAAAAUAAAUAAACUGUUGUUGCUAGUGAGUUUACUUGCAAUUUUGACACAAAGAGAUCACCAAGCACUCUCCAUUCCGUCAUGCCAAAGGACAUAGAAAAAGAAGUAACAACAUUGGCGAAGCCAUUAAAAAUAAAUUUAACUGAAGAAAAUAAUAAAAAAAAUUGUGAAAUGAAAGGAACAAAGAGAGACUGGUUAUUCAGAGUUCAGGUUACUGAACUUGAAAAAAAUGAAUUUGUCUACGUUGUUGGUAAUUUACCAGAGUUAGGUGCAUGGAAUCAUAACCAAGCCAUUCAACUUCACUUGGAGCACCCAGAAAGUCCUCAAAAUUCACCUGAUUUUGAGAAUAAUAAGAGUGUAAAUGCAUUCAAUGCAGACAACGAUGAAGCAUCAAAUAAAUUAUUCAAUGAAAAAGAAAAAGAUGAAAAAAUAUAUUCAGUUAAACUUUCAUUACCAAUGGAUACUGAUAUUGAAUUUCGUUAUUUCAUAGCAGUUGUUUGUGAAUCAAAUGAAAUAAAAAAUUCAGCAAUAACACUUAUUAUAAGAAAAUGGGAAACUCAUUUAACACCACGUAUUAUUAAAAUUGAUACACCAAGUAAUAUUAUUAAUAAUGAUAUACCAGAUUAUCAAAAAUUUGGUUAUUACAAUGGUUAUUGUAAAAUUGAUCGUGGCUGGUUAACUGAUGAAACAGUUUUACAAUUUAAAUUAUUUGAUAAUCCAAUUAAAAUAUGGAAAAAUAGAUUACAAAAUAGAAAAUUAUAUAUUAAAAUGACACCAGUUAAUUUGGUAAGACAUAAUUCAUUAGAAUUACCACAACUUACUGGUGAUUGUGGUGUUGAUGAUAGUUUAUCAAUGGAUACACAAGAUAUCAUUGAUCAGCCUGCUUUUAGUAUUACUGAAAUAAGUGUAAUGAAUGAUGAAGAAGCCAGAUACAAAUAUCAAGAACAAUUUGGUCGUGCAUAUGAAGAUGAUGAAUGUGUUAUAUUCAGUGUUGCUGUACGAUAUCCAGAAACAAUCGCUUAUCUGGUUGAUUACUACAUCUACGAUUCACGCUGUUUUCCUGGUGAUUCACCACCUAAUCACAUUGGAUUUAGUUAUAUUCUUCCAAGUACAUUGCAAUCAAGUGUUGGACAAUUAACUGUACCAAUAACAAGCACAAAGCAUCGACCAAUUGGCCAAUUGACAUUAGAGUAUGUCAGAAUAAAACCAAUACCAGAUUAUCCCUGGGAUAUGAGUAUAUCAUAUGCAAAACAUUGGGAACAAAGAUGGUCUGGUCUUGAUGUUGGACAUCGUGGUGCUGGUACAUCAUUUAAACAUGAAAUGAAAAAUUGUGCAAAUGUACGUGAAAAUACAAUAGCAUCAUUAAAAACAGCAUCACUACAUGGUGCUGAUAUGGUUGAAUUUGAUGUACAAUUGUCAAAAGAUAUGGUACCAGUUAUUUAUCAUGAUUUUCAUGUAUCAAUUUCAUUAAAAAGAAAAAAACAAAUUGAUGCUAUGGAUAUGCUGGAAAUACCUGUUAAAGAUUUAACUUUGGAACAGUUGCACUUGUUGAAGGUUUAUCAUUUGGCUGAAGGAAGAGAAAAAAAUCCAAGAUUUUUUGAUGAGGAUUUAGAAGAUCAUCAGCCAUUUCCAACUCUUCAAGCAGCACUCCAAGAGUUGGAUCUUCAUGUUGGAUUUAAUGUUGAAAUUAAAUGGACAAUGCAACUCAAGGAUGGAACUUUUGAAUUAAAUCAUCCAUUUGAUUUAAAUACUUACCUUGAUAUAAUACUCAAGGUUGUUUUGGAUUAUGGUGGUGAAAGAAAAAUAGUAUUUUCAUCAUUUAAUCCAGAUAUUUGUGCUAUGAUACGUUUAAAACAAAAUAAAUAUCCAGUUGUAUUUUUGACACAAGGUAUAACAGUCAAAUAUCCAACAUAUCACGAUCCAAGAUGCCAAUCAAUACCAAUGGCAAUGAGACAUGCAUUGGCUGCUGAUCUUCUUGGUAUAAAUGUACAUACUGAAGAUAUACUAAGAGAUCCAUCACAAGUUAAAAUUGUCAAAGAUCAUGGACUUAUUAUAUUUUGUUGGGGUGAUGAUAAUAAUGACAAAGAUACAAUUCAACAUCUUAAAAAACUUGGUCUUCAUGGUGUUAUCUAUGACAAAAUUGAUGAGUAUAAUGUAAAAGAAGUGAAAGAGAGUAUUUUUUUGAUUGAUGCUAGAGAAAAUCAAAAAGCUCUUAUUGCAUUGGCACAGUGUAAUCAAAAUAUUAGCAAUAUUGAAACACAAUCGACUGUCCAACCGGAAUACUUUAUAGAUGAAGCAAUAAAUUUUAAAACAGCUGGAUCAACUGAUUUACUUGUUGCAAAUAAAAGUGAUGGAAUAGGUGAUUUAACUAGAAAUUUUAGUGAAUGUGCAAAUUCAUUUGGUCACAAUCAAUCAACAAAAACACAAUCAUUCUCAAAUAUUUAUCAUGAAGAUGAAUUAGAAAAGGACUGCAUCUGAUGUUUUCCAUUAAAUAAUACAUUAGCUAAAUGGAUUUUUACAAAAACAUCAAAAAUCAUGCCUGUUAAAUAUUGCAAUUCUCGUUUUAAGAGAAAUAAUAAUUUCAUUUAACGUAAUUAUUUACAUAUUAUAAAUUUAAAACAAAAACAAGGUUAUUAUUAAGCUUUGUAUACUUAGACCAUUACGAAAUCAUUUUUAUCAAAAAAAUAAGACAAGAAAUUAUUAUUUCAAAAUAAUAAUUUUUCAUGGUUUUGGAUUUUUUUAUUAAUGAUUAUUUACUAUUUUCUAGAAACUCGGUAGAGAAAAAAAAAAAUAAUAAUAAUAAUUUAGUACAAAUUAAGUCCCGAGGAAUUUUGUAUUGCCACUCAAUAAUGUUGAAUUUUUUUAUUUAAUUAUAUGAGUUAAAUUAAAAAAACAGAAAAAAAAAAAGACAUAAAAAAAGACCU
This is a messenger RNA of Aphidius gifuensis, 3234 nucleotides long. Its product is annotated as glycerophosphocholine phosphodiesterase GPCPD1-like. Gene Ontology annotation, biological process: glycerophospholipid catabolic process. NCBI's taxonomy places the organism in Eukaryota, Metazoa, Arthropoda, Insecta, Hymenoptera, Braconidae. The coding region runs from base 392 to 2788 and encodes 798 amino acids. The transcript has 11 exons. The record is from RefSeq and is a predicted model, not a curated record. Gene Ontology annotation, molecular function: starch binding; glycerophosphocholine phosphodiesterase activity.